AUGCGGACAGAUUUGGACGGACAGCUGAAGUACCUGCAGAACUACCGCUUUCUGGAUGCGGCUCACCAGCAGCUGCGGCAGCAGCAGCUGGACGCGGCCUCGCAGCAGCAGCAGAUGGCCCAGCAGCGGGUGCAGGCGCAAGCACAGGCGCAGGUGCAGCAGGUGCAGCAAGCGGCGGCCCUGGUGCAGAAUGUGGCGCACAACCCCCCACAG
Molecule: messenger RNA, 213 nt
Organism: Effrenium voratum
Lineage: Eukaryota; Dinophyceae; Suessiales; Symbiodiniaceae
Source: the annotation of a GenBank genome assembly